Molecule: messenger RNA, 504 nt
Organism: Melospiza georgiana
Lineage: Eukaryota; Metazoa; Chordata; Aves; Passeriformes; Passerellidae
Product: zinc finger protein 3-like
Exons: 2
Coding region: 1-504 (167 amino acids)
Source: RefSeq, a predicted model, not a curated record
AUGGAAAAGGAGGCUGUGAGGAACAAGAAGGAUCCCCAGGACACCCGGGCAGAGCUGGUGGUCCAUGAGCAGCUUAAUGAUGAGGAGAAGCGCUACAAGUGCUUGGAGUGUGGGAAGAGCUUCAGGCAGAGUAACCACCUGAUCUGCCACCAGAUGAUCCACACCAGGGAAUGGCCCUACGAGUGUGAGGAAUGUGGGAAAGGGUUCAGCUGCAGCUCCCACCUCAUCACCCACCAAUGCAUCCACACUGGGGAGAGGCCCCACGAGUGUCCCCAGUGUCAGAAGAGGUUUCGGACCAGCUCCAGUCUCCUCCAGAACCAGCAGAUUCACAGAGAGGAGAGGCCCUUCCGCUGCCCUGAGUGUGGGAAGGGCUUCAAGCAAAACUCCCACCUCAUCACCCACCAACGCAUCCACACUGGGGAGGGGCCCUACAAGUGUCCUCAGUGUGGGAAGAGCUUCACCCAGAGCUCUAAGAUGACAAAACACCAACGGAGGCACCACUAA